This is a messenger RNA of Acanthopagrus latus (yellowfin seabream), 1342 nucleotides long. RefSeq lists its product as uncharacterized. Gene Ontology annotation, biological process: interleukin-15-mediated signaling pathway; positive regulation of ERK1 and ERK2 cascade; T cell activation. Lineage: Eukaryota; Metazoa; Chordata; Actinopteri; Spariformes; Sparidae. Gene Ontology annotation, cellular component: external side of plasma membrane; membrane raft. Gene Ontology annotation, molecular function: protein tyrosine kinase binding; MHC class II protein binding. Bases 58 to 1047 code for a protein of 329 amino acids. The transcript is spliced from 7 exons. The record is from RefSeq and is a predicted model, not a curated record.
GAACCACAGGAAGUAGGUGCAGCUUCUCUCGACUAAAGCACGACUUUAGAAACUCAGAUGAUCAUAAGAAGAGAGACAGAAGAAGGAGAGAGACAGAGAAUCAUGAUGGUCCAGUUCAAAUGGAUUCAAAUGUCUUUAUUUGUGACAGCGAUGCUUCAGUUCACAGGAGCAGCUGAAAACCUUCCAGCCUCCUUCACUGUCACAGUUGGAGAUGACGUCACUUUGACUUGUGAAAAUGUGAUAAAGCCUCAGCAACAAUGUAACAGCACUACCUGGACCUUCAGUGGUUUAGGAAGCAAACGAACAGUAGAGCUGGUUGAACUUGGACAGAUUGGUAAAGAUGUCAAAGCUAAAGACAGACUGAGUGUUACAGAGAAAUGUUCUCUGGUUAUAAAGACGGUCACAGUCGAGGAUGUUGGUCAUUACAUCUGUCAGCAGUAUGAAUAUAGAGGAGCUCCAAAAAGUUCUCCAGACUCUGUGGUUUAUCUGUCUGUUGUCUCCAUGACUGAACAUCAGAACCAUGAUGAGGUGACAUUAAUCUGCUCUGUGUGGACAUAUGGACCAUGUAAACACACAGUGAAGUGGCUGUAUGAGGGUAAAGAGGUGGAUACAGAUAACGGAGGUGUAACUACAUCACAGUCUCUCUGCUCUGCCUCUGUGACCUUUCAGAGAACUCAGUCACUUUACGAGUGUAAAGUGACUGAUGGAAACAAAAAACAGCUGUUUCCCUUCAGACUUCAGUCAUCAGGAAAGAAACCAGCAACAACUGAAUCCAGUGACACCAGCAGAACAGAAAGAACCAACACAGGUUCUGGGACCGAUGGCAGUACAUCAGAGCUACAGAGAAUUGGGUGGCGGUGCAUCAUUGUGUCUGUGGGUUUGUCAGCACUCUUAAUAAGUGUCGUUACAGUCAGCAUGUGGACGAGAACUAAAGGGAACAAAACACAGAGGCAAGAAAACAGGCAGCAUGAUGAUGAAGAUGAAGAUGAAGGUACAGUGGUGUAUGAAAACACUGGAGAGCCGUCUGCCUCCGUCAGACUCCACUGAUCACCAAUAUCAACUCACCAGAGAAACGAGUCCACCGCUGUUAAAUAUCACCUCGUCAUAUUUCACAUGAGGAGAUAACAUAACAUCUUUUUAAGAGUUAGACUGAACGCAUUUGCUUUUAUUCAUCAAUAUGACAAAUGUCUUUUCUGUGCCAAGCUCUCUGUGUUUUAGUCUGAGCUGGAGUAACAGGCUGGAGUCAAACUGGUGGACGAGGAGUUUGACUCUUCAGCUGUUCAUGUGUGCUGUAAACAUCAUGAAUCCUGUCUGUUUUACAUUAAAGGAUAUAAAGAUCAGU